Messenger RNA from Cercopithifilaria johnstoni, 414 nucleotides. Lineage: Eukaryota; Metazoa; Nematoda; Chromadorea; Rhabditida; Onchocercidae. The record is from the annotation of a GenBank genome assembly.
AUGAAGACAGAUAGGAUAGUAAAUUUUUUGGAUAAGGACUGUCCGAAAAGAAUAGUCCCGAUUGAUCGGAUGGUUGACCAUGUAAUUGGCUUCAUUAGGUCGUUGCUCACUCCUCAUUUCGAUGCGUUAUUGAUGAACAUGUGGCGAAAAUCGGCAGGUGUCCUUGAUACGACAAGGUUCAGCGGUCUCAUCAAUGAAAUCACCAUUCACAUCGCCGAUAAGAGUCCUGCUGACUGCAAUGGCAGACGUAAGGGGUGUUUGACAUGCAUCGACAUGCCAUGGUGUUUACCAUUUUAUCGUUUAUUGGAGAGUUGUUACCGACCUAUCAAUUUAAUGCUUCUGAGUUCUGAGUUAUGCGUCUUGCUGGUGACCAGUUUGAUUUUAUCCAAAUGUCAAUCAUUAUUAUGUGUAUGA